This is a messenger RNA of Dipodomys ordii (Ord's kangaroo rat), 1276 nucleotides long. It is a transcript of the gene Hbegf, whose product is annotated as heparin-binding EGF-like growth factor. Gene Ontology annotation, biological process: positive regulation of mitotic nuclear division; epidermal growth factor receptor signaling pathway; positive regulation of cell population proliferation. The coding region runs from base 95 to 715 and encodes 206 amino acids. Gene Ontology annotation, molecular function: heparin binding. The record is from RefSeq and is a predicted model, not a curated record. The transcript is spliced from 6 exons. Lineage: Eukaryota; Metazoa; Chordata; Mammalia; Rodentia; Heteromyidae.
CCUCUGCGCCCCCGCCUGCCUCCCGUGCGGGCUCUCAGUGCCCGCCGCUUCCAAACUGAUUGCUGCCUUGCUGACUCUGCCCGGGUCUGGGAACAUGAAGCUGCUGCCGUCGGUGGUGCCAAAGCUCUUCCUGGCUGCAAUGUUCUCCGCGUUGGUGACUGGCGAGAGCCUGGAGCGGCUUCGGAGAGGGAUGGCAGCUGGAACCAGCAAUCCGGACCCUCCCACUGGCUCCACGGACCAGUUGCUACCCACUGGAGGUGCCCGAACCAGGGAGGUCGUGGACUUGGAAGAGUCAGCCCUUUUCAGAGUUGCUUUAUCUUCCAAGCCACAAGCUCUAGCCACGCCAAGCAAAGAAGAGACGGGGAAAAGAAAGAAGAAGGGCAAAGGAUUAGGGAAGAAGAGAGACCCAUGUCUUCGGAAGUAUAAGGACUUCUGCAUCCAUGGAGAAUGCAAAUAUCUGAAGGAGCUCCGGGCUCCAUCAUGCAUCUGCCAUCCAGGUUACCAUGGAGAGAGGUGUCAUGGACUGAGCCUCCCAGUGGAGAAUCGCUUGUAUUCAUAUGACCACACCACUAUCCUGGCCGUGGUGGCUGUGGUGCUGUCAUCUGUCUGUCUGCUUGUCAUCGUGGGACUUCUUAUGUUUAGGUACCACAGGAGAGGAGGUUAUGAUGUGGAAAAUGAAGAGAAAGUGAAGUUGGGCAUGACUAAUUCCCAUUGAAAGAGACCGAUGCUCAAGGAAUCUGCAGGAAUGGCCUCCUCUCAGAAGACACUAGUUGAUUGCAGGUCUGCAGAGGGAAAAACUUCCCAACUAGUCACAAGACUUUAUCAACCCUAGCUUUGGUAUCUCAUUUGGGACUCCUAUAAUUGCUUUGCGAAAAUACCAGAGCCUACAAGUGCCAAACUAUAUGUUCAGUGGGAUGGAGAUCAGAAGAAAACAAAAAUCAGGACCUUCAGGCCCUUCUGAUUCCCCGCCACCAAACCCACUUCUCCCAUCAGUUUAUUUAAACACUUGUCUUCUGGACUAAAAUACCAGCUAAAUUCCAUAUGCUCCAGGAUCUUUCAAGAGAAAAAGAAAAACAGAAGAGGAAGAAAGACUGUGGCCUAUGGAAGAAAGCAACAAAGUUGAGAAGCCAUGUACUCAAGUAGUCACCAAGGGAUCUACUAUUCGGACCCUCCAGUGCUGGACGAGCUAACUGUGAAAUACCACAAACCUGAGAACUCGAGAUUUUGGGAUUUCUACCCAGAGGGGAGAGAAAAAAAAAAAACAACUAUUUUUUGU